GAGCUUGUCCACUCUCGUAAGUCAAAGCAACAGCAAAUGGGCGAGCAAAUCUAUUGUGGACUGAGACUAAAGCGGCGUCUACAAUGAGAUUUUAAAGUGUAAAACUUAAGAAAUUGGCCAAUCGAUUUAUAAAAGAAUAAUUGAUUGUGGUUGGCCAAUAUCUUAAAUCUUACGCCUUAAAAUCUCAUUGUAGAUGCCGCUUAAGUUUUAUUGUGUGUCAUAGCCUUCACAUUGCCGUGUAAACGUAGGAUAUGACAGCGAGCGUUUAGUUUUACUUUUCCGAUGAGAUUUGAUGAGGUUUUGUGAGAUCUUCAAAAUUAAUUCAAAAUUAAUGAUGAUUAACCUGUCAUUUCUGUUGACUUUAAAAAAGAAAAAGUAAUGAAAUAGUUUCUUCCAUAACAAUAUCAAUCAAUAAAACACACGCUCUAUCCUGGAUAAUAUUAGGAGUAAGAUAUAUCCAAUUAUUAAUGAAAAAUACAAUAUGGCUUCAGCAUCCAGCACAAGCGCACGUAGCCUGUUUAUUGAGUCAAAGCUGAGAUUAGCAGAUAGAGUUCAAGUUAAUGUUAAUAAUAUUGCUUCACUUGCCAGGCAGAUACAGCGAGGUUCCAAAAGUAACGAAAUGUUAACACAUGCAGCAAGAAAUUUUGCACAACAGGAACAUGGAUUAGAAACAAUGAAAUCUGAUUUGAAGAAGCUCGAGCUUAUUGUUAUUCAUUUGAAGUAUCAAAUAGAUACAAUAGACAAAAGUCUGGUGAUGUUGGAAGAAGUUACUGAACAAGUACGAUCUAUGCAACGAUAACACACGAUAAAAUGCACACACACACACACACACACACAUAUUUAUUUCGUGUGUAUGUAUAAGAAUUG
Molecule: messenger RNA, 867 nt
Organism: Pogonomyrmex barbatus (red harvester ant)
Lineage: Eukaryota; Metazoa; Arthropoda; Insecta; Hymenoptera; Formicidae
Gene: BORCS7
Product: BLOC-1 related complex subunit 7
Cellular component (GO): BORC complex
Source: RefSeq, a predicted model, not a curated record